AUGGCUUCAGCAUUGACGAUGUUAGAAGCCCAUAACAAAGGCGUGCAUGUAUUUCGUUUCGUCAAAUCAAAUCAAACUGUAUCCCUUACAGAGAAACAACUUCAACGAAUUCCGUAUUUGGCUACUUUGGUAUUCAAUGCCAAUAACUUCUCUACUAAACGAAACGAACAAGGCGAAUUCAUUCUGAAUUAUCCAUUUCGAUAUACGUACUUUAUGAUCGUGCUUGCCACAGUAAUUAAUGUAAGGUCAUCCUUUCUCUUUUCCAGACUACCGCGCAGUGGUAAUCUACUAUUCCUUUUGGAACUAUACAAGUUUCUAUCUGUUUAUCCAUUACCUGUUCCUAUUUUGAAAAACGCAAUUGAUCCUACUGAAAAAGGAUUCCAUCGACACUAUUAUGAAGCCAGUCCUGGCGAUGCGCGUGAUACUGCCGCGGAAGUUUUAGUGGCCAUUUGUGGUGGAGAAUACGACAUGGAUGAUUGGAAAACUGUGAAAAUUAUAUUCAAUCUCGUCAUAGAUAUUCUUAGUUCUCCUUCUGUAUUUGGCCCACGUUUCCGCUAUCAAACAUUGUUCAUAGCAGAGAACUAUUGUUCUAGUAUUUUUAAUUCUGAUCAACGCAGUGCACUCAACAUGUAUAGACAAAGUUUAGAACAAGUCGACGCCUCACAAAUCGAUCCAGACAUCAUUGGUGAAACUCUUACGGCGCCCAAGACACAUAUGUUUCAUUGGCGAAGAAAACACCACAUAGACGAAGACGAAGAUUUAUGCCGUACUAUUAUACCAAAUAUCAGCGUGAAAAAAGACGAGAAUCUAUGCCCUUUUAUUCCACUAGUUAAUUCACUUGAAUAUUUUCAUUGGCAUUGGGUUAACUUAGAUUUAUGUCGGGACUUCUCACAUCUUUCAUGGGAUAUAUGUUUUGACUCAAUGAGCCUGCUUUCUCUAACAGAAAAUUGGCCUUCAAGAAUAAAUAAAUGGGCUAAAAAUCAUCUGACAGAAUACUCACCAGAACGUUUAGCGAUUGUGCGCAAGUUUGAAUUUCGUGAUCGUACUUAUUGGAAAAAAGUCGAUUUUGAAAAUGUUAUGUAUUUACUUAAGCGUUGGGGUGCAAUAGAAAAUGACAAAAGCAAACGAAAAAUCAAAUUUGAAAAAUCUGCCAAUUUUUAUUUCUUACGGAACCGACCAACAAUCGAGAAAUGCAAGAGCCAGUGCAGUAGAAAAAUGAAAAAAUAUCGGCAAUAA
This is a messenger RNA of Rotaria socialis, 1236 nucleotides long. The record is from the annotation of a GenBank genome assembly. Lineage: Eukaryota; Metazoa; Rotifera; Eurotatoria; Philodinida; Philodinidae.